CCCACCCCCUCAUCGAACCCUCUUCUCGUGUAUCCAACACCCACCUACUCCUUGAAGGCCGGCUCUAACCCGACGUUCCUCAGCCCCAAGUGCCGCACAAGGUCGAAGUCGACCGUGCUAUCGAUAAGCUCUGAGCGAUACUCAACUGCCCGACCCAUAUUAUUCCAGGUUUUUUGGGGUACUCCUUACGGCGAUAUCACCAGGACGAGAGAUGGAACCUCCCCCUUUCGUAGCGUCGGACGAUCCCUGUGCUGGUGCCGACCGUGCAGGAGGCACGGAACCUCCCCGUAAUGUCAGCGUCUCCAUGUACGUCCGCGAGAUAGUGUCCGGAGCGUGCGCUGUCUUUGAAGAGGCGCCAGCGGUUGGCCUCGUCUGCAAGACCUUGCUCUCUCUGGAAAGGCUUGUGUUUACAGCCAAGGGCAACCGCAAAGAAUUGGCCGUGCUGCUCGAGCUGUGCGACGUGGUCACCAGGGGCGCUCUCAACCAGUGGGUGAUGGCCUCCGCCGAUGGCCCCGGCGUCUCGGAAGGCGCGGCGGCGCUGCGGAGGCACGUGGAGGGCGCCAAGAGGGUGGCUGCGAUGUGCAACAAGGGCAAGAUCGCGAGGUUCGCUCUGGGUAGAAAGAUAUCCCGAUCGAUCGUGUCCGUCAAGACCAACGUCGUCAACUUCGCCACCGUCCACAACCUGUCGCUCAGUGCAGGCCUUCAUGUCAAACUUGCAGACAUGGAAAAGGAGUUAGCAGCCAAGGAGAGAGAGAGGCAGCAAGCCUUGGAUGCGGCCGCAAAAAAGGCUUCUGCUGAUGCCGCCUUGGGUAGCCAGUACCGAGUCGUGGGCUUAGUGAAGAGGCUGGGAUCGUCGGCUUCCGAGCGAGCCCUAAGCGUGCUGGACUGGUGCGACUUCCAGCGGCAAUCGUCGUCUUCGAUGGUGAAGGCCUGCGGCAAACGAUUCCGCAGCGGUAGGCCGGAGCUGUACCUGAUGGGCGGCGUGCUCCUGGCGACGGCGGCGGCGGCGGCUUGCGGCCAACACGGCCUCCUCAAGAGGCGACCGUCGUGAUUGAAAGAUAUAUUGUAGCAUGGAAAUAGUGGUGACUUCGAGUGUGAGCUGUUCGGACUUGGGAGACCGCAGCUGGCAGCGGGCAGCUGAUUUGCACCAGCACGUGCUUUACUUUCAUCUUGCAUCGCGCCUUGAUAACAAUACUGCUUUGCUUUGUUGAGCCCACUCCGGAGGCGCUAAUUGUAAAAUAGUGAUCACGUUUGUGUUGGAUUUUGGAGCCCAAGCUAUGUAGUACCGCUCUGUCCACGCGGCUGGUCCGCCCGCGGGUGGACGGAUGGGGGAAGAAACAGCCUGUCUUGCGCCAUUUUUUCCACUUUUCGUUGGUGGUGCGAUGAUCGUGAUGUUUUGUCGAAACACGAGGGUGUUCUCCAAGAUUUUCAUAAAAUAGGUAAGUUUUGUGCAGGUAUGCAUUGAACCGUUCUGUGAGUGUGUGUCGGUGAUUUUUUGCUGUUUGCUGUUGGAUCUCUCAUGAUGUGCGCAAUUUUUAUCUGUGUCUUGUGUUCGUUUGACCACGCUUGCUUGCGCACCAGGCCGUGGCAGGCGGGGAUAUCGAUCCAAAAACAAUCGAGAAACGUUUUGCAUGAAUCCAUGAAGAAGUGAGGGUUCCUUGUUUAAUUUUUUGGGUGUGAGAAUGAAAUUGGAAUGAAGUGGCUGAAGAGUCGCACGCUCCCAAAGUCGUGUCUUAUUCAGAGGGUAUGCAAGCCCCUCGUCCUCGCGCGGUGUCUGAAAAACCGCAAAAUAAGUACAGCAGUGUGAGCAGUAAAAAAAGGAAGUGUUUUUGAAAAGAUAAUGGGCGGUGUUGUCGUGCGUGGGGCUCCGGAGGUCGUUCUCUUGAAAGAAACACCUUUCAUUUAGGAAUGGAUGUAUAUGCGUGAAGUCACCGAAACAAUGAAAAAAUGGCCGAAAGC
Messenger RNA from Ectocarpus sp. CCAP 1310/34, 1959 nucleotides. NCBI's taxonomy places the organism in Eukaryota, Phaeophyceae, Ectocarpales, Ectocarpaceae. The record is from the annotation of a GenBank genome assembly.